Messenger RNA from Paraglomus brasilianum, 374 nucleotides. NCBI's taxonomy places the organism in Eukaryota, Fungi, Glomeromycota, Glomeromycetes, Paraglomerales, Paraglomeraceae. The record is from the annotation of a GenBank genome assembly.
CUUCUCGAUAUGGAGUUGGUGAGUCGACUAUUACUGACAUUUUAAAAAAGCAGCAUCAUUACUUGUUGCUAUCACCCAACAAUUAUACCGCGAGUUUAUGCCGAGAAAAACCAUCCAAAUAUCCAGCUGUCGAACAAGCAUUAGCUCUUUGGAUUGACCAAGUGGUUGACGGAAAUUGUUCUCUAUCUGGGCACAUUGUCAUUCAAAAAGCUGUGACAUUCGCACAGCGCUUAGGGGCGAUGAAUACACAAAUUCAUUCCGCUACUAAUGAUUCACCAUAUCAUGUAUUUGCACAACGUCCAAGAAGUAAUUGGUCAUUACUUUCAGAACUUGAGAGUAUGGGUAUCAUUGACGAAGAGGACAUUCUGGAUAAU